UGUAACCAGACCCCAGAAGUUCUUAAAUCAUUUUAAAGGCUAUCUCGAUGUUUUAAAAAAAAAUAAAAUUUUUGGUUGUGGAUUUGUAAGCGCAGUGGAAAGGUGUACAUUGUACAGGGGACGGGGCUUCGUGGAGACCUGUAAUCUUUUUUCUCAGUAAGCGAAGCUUCAGCCAUCAUCUACAUAUUGUAGAAAGCAUGUCGUGCAUGGUAUUAAAUGUCCCUUUUACAUUACCUCCACUACCCAACAGAAAAAUUUCUCUGAGCUCAACUAGAGAAAUUGCGAAAUCCAGUUCAGGGGGAUGGAAUUCGUCAUUUCCAUCUCUGCAGCUCACAGUCCCUAACUGUCAACGUUUCCACUUGAAAAAAAAGCCAUUGACAGUGGUUCAAGCAGCAUGGACAAGGCGCUCUAAAAGUGAGUCUGCUAAGAAUCCAAGAAAGAAGUCAUGGAAACAACGGACAGAUAAGUAUAUGAAGCCGUUUCUACUGGAUGUAUUCAUCUCUAAUAAGUACAUUCAUGCAAAAGUGAUGCACAGAGUAACAAGUAAAGUUGUCUCGGUGGCUACUACAAAUUCAAAGGAUUUGAGGAACACUUUGCCUUCUCUUACCGAUUUGGAUGCAUGUAGAACUAUUGGAAAGCUAAUUGCUGAGCGAUCUAAAGAAGCUGAUGUAUAUGCAAUAUCUUAUGAACCAAGAAAAGGGGAGAGAGUGGAGGGGAAACUUGGUAUAAUUUUAGAUACCAUUAAAGAAAAUGACAUAGCUUUUGUUUAGAUCUGCUAUGUCUGUCAAUGCCUUCUAACUGCACAAAUGUAGCAAUUUUGUAACAAAAUAUUCCCUGCAAAUGUACCAAGGAAACAUGGACAAUCGUCAUAUUCUUAAACAAAUACAGCUUAGUUUGAGAAAUUUCAUAUGUAACAAUAGAUGUGUACCAUCAUUCUAUUCCCUGAACAAAUACAGUGUCGUUUGAGAAAUGUCCUAAUAUCUUUGACAAGACCUCCAAACAUUGUCUAGUGGGACCCACAUGAGAUCUCAAUAGAUUCAGUGGUGUAGAACUCUAAGGAGGACAACCCAGCACAUCUCUAUACAAAUGCCUAUAGUAUGUAUGAUUAUUGACUGCAUAGUCCAGCAGUACAUAGCCUUGCCAAUCCAUCAUUAACUCAGCUGCAAAAGUAAGGCAAUAAACAAAUCACAUAGAUGCAUAAGUUUUUGUUUAUUUAUGGAUUGCUUUAUUCAUGGUUA
Messenger RNA from Cryptomeria japonica (Japanese cedar), 1238 nucleotides. RefSeq lists its product as uncharacterized. The record is from RefSeq and is a predicted model, not a curated record. NCBI's taxonomy places the organism in Eukaryota, Viridiplantae, Streptophyta, Pinopsida, Cupressales, Cupressaceae. Gene Ontology annotation, molecular function: structural constituent of ribosome; 5S rRNA binding. Gene Ontology annotation, biological process: translation. The transcript is spliced from 3 exons. The coding region runs from base 198 to 770 and encodes 190 amino acids. Gene Ontology annotation, cellular component: ribosome.